Messenger RNA from Rosa rugosa (rugosa rose), 1254 nucleotides. Its product is annotated as F-box protein CPR1-like. Gene Ontology annotation, molecular function: protein binding. The record is from RefSeq and is a predicted model, not a curated record. Lineage: Eukaryota; Viridiplantae; Streptophyta; Magnoliopsida; Rosales; Rosaceae. The coding region runs from base 1 to 1254 and encodes 417 amino acids. The transcript has a single exon.
AUGGAAACCUUAAAUUUAGGGCUUAUGGCAGGGUGUAUGGCCAUAUGCAAUCGCAUGCCGCCACCACCAUCACAAAUUUACAGUGCAGACCGCCUUCGAAAUUGGCUCCGGCAACUGUUCUUCUCAGGCGGCGUGCUUAAUAAACAACCUUGCUUAUGUUCAGAGAGCUGGAACGACGAUAUUAUUGUAGAGAUACUGUCAAGGCUACCAGUGAAAUAUUUACUACGGUGUCGUUCUGUUUGCAAGUCAUGGCGUGCUCUAAUCUCCAGUUCUUAUUUUGUUAAGAAGCACCUCAACCACGCAAUCAAUGGGAUCGACAACAGUACUAACUGCACAAUUAGGCUCCUGUUCUUACACAAUAAGAACUUCUUAGAACAUCAUCCGGAAUCCAUGUUGGUUGACUCGUUGAAGAAUUUUGUUGGCCACACUGCAAGCAAAGAGCUUGAUAUUCCGGGAAUUUUGGAAGUUAUUGUGGGUUCUUGCAAUGGUUUGAUAUGCCUGAAAGCUCGCUGCGGCGGGGUUUUUCUAUGGAACCCUUGUGCCGGAGAUGCCAGCAAGUUACCAGAACAAACUGUUAGUGAUGCUAAUUGGGGUGAUAUGUUUUAUGGAUUCGGUUAUGAUUCUACAACUGAAGAUUUCAAGGUCAUAUUGGGUGGUACAACAACAACGAAAAUCGAGGUCUUUACGCUGAAAAAGGGUUCAUGGAGGAAUGUUGGAAACCUGAGAGAUUAUGGUAAAAUAUCUGGGCAGGGGUGCUUAUCAAACGGAGCCCUACAUUGGAUAGAAAAAGGCCGUGAUUAUCAAUAUAGUUCAACAUCAAGAAUUAUCUUAUUUAAUUUAGCGGAGGAGAAAUUUUUGGAGAUGGUACGUCUAUCCUUUCUUUCUAACAACAAAUAUUCCCAAAUAGGAAUGAGCACCAUUAGAAAUUCUCUCUUUGUGUACUGUGCCCAUGAAGUGAUCUUGGACCCUAUAUUGUUUACAAUUUGGACGAUGGAGGAAUAUGGGGUCAUGGAAUCUUGGACUAAAGUGCAAAUUCAUAGAGACUGUGUACCUCGACCUCCAGCACUUCCUGAUAUACAUUACAUUGGGCCGAUAGUUAUUUUACAGAAUGGUGAAGUUCUGAUGACUUGGAAUUCAGGGAACUUAUCAUCAUUUAUAUUAUAUAAUGUACAUAAGAAGAAAUCUAGGAUUGCUUCUCGGAUCCGUGUUUGUGAUUCAUAUAACCAAGCUACGUACAUAGAGACUUAUGGGUGA